GCUGGAUACGAUGGUGAGAGUAUCGGGAAUUGCCCGUUUUCCCAGCGCCUCUUUAUGAUUCUCUGGCUAAAGGGUGUUAUAUUUAACGUGACCACAGUGGAUCUGAAGAGGAAACCCGCUGACCUGCAGGACCUGGCUCCUGGGACGAACCCUCCCUUUAUGACUUUUGAUGGUGAAGUCAAGACAGACGUGAAUAAGAUCGAGGAGUUCUUAGAGGAGAAGUUAGCUCCCCCGAGGUACCCCAAGCUGGGGCCCCAGCACCCUGAAUCUAACUCUGCAGGAAAUGAUGUGUUUGCCAAAUUCUCGGCAUUUAUCAAAAACACCAAGAAGGAUGCAAAUGAGAUUUAUGAGAAGAAUCUGCUAAAGGCUCUGAAGAAGCUGGACGACUACUUAAAUAGCCCUCUGCCUGAUGAAAUAGAUGCCUACAGCACCGAGGACGUUGUUGUUUCUGGAAGGAAAUUCCUGGACGGGGAUGAGCUCACGUUAGCCGACUGUAACCUCUUACCCAAGCUCCACAUCAUAAAGAUCGUGGCCAAGAGAUACAGAGAUUUUGAAUUUCCUUCUGAAAUGACUGGCAUCUGGAGAUACUUGAACAAUGCUUAUGCUCGGGACGAGUUCACGAAUACGUGUCCAGCCGACCAGGAGAUUGAACAUGCAUAUUCAGAUGUUGCAAAAAGAAUGAAAUGAAGCCAGAGUGUUUUCUGUCUUAUUUCUCAGUGGUGUGAGCGAGGCUGUGACGCGAGAGUGUUCCUUGUGAGUGGUCCUUUGUUUUCCUCCAAUAGCCAUUAUGCCCGUAUCUUAAUAACACCGCAUCAUAGUGAGAUCCACUCAGCCCAAAGGGUACAUGGCCUUGUGACUUGUCAACCCACUUGUGUAUCUGAAUAAUAACAGUAUCUAUUGUGACACAUACCGCUUGUCCAGUUGACAUUAAUUUACUUCUUUGGCAUUCACGGACACUGUAACCCGUGACAUUAGGACAUGUGUUUUUCAGUUUCAAGUUUCAAAGCAAAUUAGAUGUGGGUUCAAUUCCUCCUUCAGCUGUGAAAAAACGUGUCUGUCCCUGAUAGUUUUCAUAAUCAUAUACAGCUUGUUUCUCUUCUCUAAAAUAGUUGUUUAAGUUUCUUCAGAACGAAAAUACUGUUCUUGGAGUCACAUGGUGGUACAUGCCCAUUUUAAUAUUUUAAAACAAAGUCAGAGGGUCUAAGGAAGAAAAAAUCACCUAAAAUUUUGCUCUGCCUAAAUAAUUGCUAAUAACUUGUUGGUGAACAUUUUCCCAUUUCUUAGUCCCUCACAGACAUUCGCAUGGCAUCUGACUCCACUCAUAUGAAGUUGGUGAGGGGACAUGUUAGGAAUGCCUUGAUGACCAUCCGUAGAGGACAUACGGCACUGGAGGGCUGCUAGAGGAUGCUUGUGAUCAGAUUUCACAGGUGGGGAAUUGGGAGUCCACAGACCUGCAAGGACCCAGAGGGACGAGCAGAGGCUGGGAGCCAUGGGGCGUCCCCUCUCUGCCUUGUUACCGUCUUGGUGAUGCCAGCUGCCUCUGGAUCCAGGGCAGGCAGAAAAGAAGAGGGCCUAUCAUGUGUCUUUUGUUCCAGCCUCCUGUCUGAUGCUUUCUCUCGCUCCCUCCUCCCCCACUCAUGAGACCCACCGCCCCCACUCAUGAGGUGCAGCCAACAGCUGCACUUUGGAGAAUCCUCUUGCUUUGUGAUGAAAUGUGAACCAAAUACCCUUUGACUCCUUCCAAGGGCUGCCCUGUUUGAGACCCAACACUGGGCUUCUUCAGCGAUGAUGCGGUGUGGGGCUGGCCUGGUUCUCGUAGCUUCUCUUCCCUUUACAGUGUCGUUUUGAGAUCAGGCAGGGAAAAUCCAGAAAGACUGGAUUGGUGGUGACUACUCUUGGGCAGUUCUGGUAGCUGGUCAAAUGUGGGGGCGGGGGGACGGGGAGUGGAAACUAUUGGCUCAGAGAAUGUUCUGGUUUAUCUGUGGCUUCCCCACCACCCUUCCCUGCAGCCAGGCUCUCAUCUGCAGUGCGUGUGGGCUGGGCUGCUGGGCUCCAAUGCAGGCAUAGGAGACAACGUGGAAGGUUCUAUAUAGAUACUCAUCAAGAACCCUUUCGAGUUUGAGCAUUUAGCGACCAGACCAUGUUCCUUUGACAUUUAUAUACAUUUUACAGAAAUCCCCUUGUCCAGUUGGCUGUAGCAUUUGGUUGAUGCUGAAUGCUCAGUGCUUUUUUUUUUUAAGUAAACAUUUGUUGUAUGGGCCGUUUAUUUGGCAAGGAAUAAAAUGCAUGAACAGUAACUGUUCUGGGAUUUAGUGAGUUAUGUCCAGUAAGAGAAGCAAUGUAGUUAAUAUGGCGGUCUCUUUGUCUUCCCUGUUCCUGGGUGCUACAGGUUCAUGCAGGGACUGCCCACCCAGCCUCUUGCUUCCUUUGUUAACUGUACUUUUUCUGGAGGUUGUGGCUAGCAUUCACUAUUGUUCAUGUAUCAUGACUGUUUUGAAGUCAACGUUGCAAGGUGGGGUAUAUCAUGCUACAUCUAAAUGCGGUCGGUGAGUCAACCACCAUUUGUUACUAUUGCAAACUUUUGUACUUUUAGAUGUUAGGAUGAUCCACGUAAACUCUGUGCCUUUAAAAUUAAAAUACAUGAUAAAAAUGUUUACAUGAAA
This is a messenger RNA of Suricata suricatta (meerkat), 2663 nucleotides long. It is a transcript of the gene CLIC6, whose product is annotated as chloride intracellular channel 6. Bases 55 to 687 code for a protein of 210 amino acids. NCBI's taxonomy places the organism in Eukaryota, Metazoa, Chordata, Mammalia, Carnivora, Herpestidae. Gene Ontology annotation, cellular component: plasma membrane. The transcript has 5 exons. Gene Ontology annotation, molecular function: D3 dopamine receptor binding; D2 dopamine receptor binding; D4 dopamine receptor binding. The record is from RefSeq and is a predicted model, not a curated record.